GAUCUCGGCGGAAUGGAUGAAGUUGUGAAAAAUAUCCGGCAGCUGGUUGAAUAUCCAUUGAUACGACCCGAGUUGUACAGCCACUUGGGCGUCGACCCACCCCGUGGUGUUCUGCUGCGAGGGCCACCAGGAACCGGGAAGACUCACUUGGCAAACGCAGUCGCUGGUCAGCUCGGGGUUCCUUUUUUCCGCGUCUCAGCACCUGAAUUGGUAUCAGGCAUGUCGGGAGAGUCGGAAGGACGCAUUCGCGAUCUCUUCAGAACAGCGUCUUCUAUGGCUCCGGCCAUAAUAUUCCUGGAUGAAUUAGAUGCAAUCGUGCCAAAAAGGAGCGAAGCAGGAUCCUCUCGAGGGAUGGAGAAGCGCAUGGUUGCACAACUUCUUACGAGCAUGGACAUGCUGGCGCCCGUCAAUAACAACAAAAAUUCGACUGUUAUUGUGCUCGCGGCAACAAACCGGGCAGACGCCAUGGAUCCGGCUCUACGACGAGCCGGAAGAUUCGAUAAAGAGAUCUCAUUGGGGGUUCCCGACGAACAAGGCCGUGAGCGUAUUUUAAGAGCAAUGACGAAAGGAAUGCGUCUGUCGGGGGAUUUUGAUUUCAAAGUGCUAGCACGAAAAACGCCAGGGUUUGUUGGGGCUGACGUACGGAGUUUAGCUAAAGAAGCAGCCGUUCUCGCCAUCAAUCGAAUUUUUAAAGAUGUUCUUAAAGAUCAAGAUUCCGUCUCAGACGAGCUUAUGGAGCCAUUGUUUGUCACCAUGGACGACUUUUUAUGCGCAAUUCCAAUGGUACAGCCCUCAAGUAAGCGAGAGGGUUUUGCGACCGUUCCAGAUGUCACCUGGGAUGAUAUUGGUGCCCUACAUUGUAUCCGUGAGGAGCUAACCAUGUCUGUCUUGGAGCCCAUCCGCAAUCCGGAGAAAUUUCAAGCCCUUGGUCUCCCCUUACCAGCUGGUGUAAUGCUGUACGGCCCGCCCGGUUGUGGAAAAACGUUGCUGGCUAAGGCGAUCGCCCACGAAAGCGGCGCCAAUUUUAUCAGUGUGAAAGGACCAGAAUUAUUGGACAAGUACGUCGGUGAAAGCGAGAAGGCCGUUCGGCUAGUCUUUGAACGGGCCCGAAGUUCUAGUCCUUGCAUUGUCUUUUUCGACGAAUUGGAUUCAUUGGUUCCACGACGCGGGAGCGACGCUGGUGGUGGAGGUGUUACAGAGCGUGUGGUCAAUCAACUUUUGACGGAAAUGGACGGUUUGGAAAGUCGUCGAAGUGUAUUUGUAAUUGCCGCUACGAACCGUCCGGAAUUGAUUGACCCAGCAAUGAUGCGACCUGGACGACUCGACAAGCUCCUUUUUGUUCCACUUCCCGGUCCCGAGGAUCGCGUACUGAUUCUCAAGGCCCUUUGUACGGGCAUCAACUUGGCGGCGGACGUUGAUAUGGACCAUAUCGGUCGCAGCCCACGGACCGACGGCUAUAGUGGUGCAGACUGUGCGGCGCUUCUACGCGAAGCUGGUUUAGCGGUUCUGAAAGAAGACGCAACCGCCUUUGCCGCGGGCAAACCUGACUCGGUGGAGCUCAAAAUCACGUCGAAGCAUUUCGAUGCAGCCUUCCACUCGGUCAUGCCCUCGGUGUCGAAGAACGACCAAGCACGGUACGAACGCAUUCGC
Molecule: messenger RNA, 1650 nt
Organism: Phaeodactylum tricornutum CCAP 1055/1
Lineage: Eukaryota; Bacillariophyta; Bacillariophyceae; Surirellales; Neidiaceae
Exons: 3
Biological process (GO): ribosome biogenesis
Cellular component (GO): nucleus
Molecular function (GO): ATP binding; RNA binding; preribosome binding
Source: RefSeq, a predicted model, not a curated record